GAAAGGUCUAGUGAUUUAACUAAUUACUGAAUUAUAUAUGUUUACGGACUUCAUACAUACAGAGAUAUUUGGAAAUAAUUCUUUCAAGUUGUGAAAAUACCAUCAUGUGUUGGAGUGAAAAAGUGAGCAAGAUUCUGUUGAUUGUGCUGAACAUCCUGUUUAUGCUUCUUGGUUUGGGAAUUUUGAUACCUGGCUUGCUGAUGAUAGUAAAUGUCGACGUUAUCAACGACAAAAUCUUACCAUUGAUGCAGCAGGUAUCCAUUGGUACAUCUAACCUUGGUGAUCUAGCUCAAGGUCUUUCGAUAACCUUGAUCGUGCUUGGAGGGUUUGUUCUGAUCGUAGCAACUUGUGGUGCUUGUGGAGCGUGCUGUCAGAACAAAAUGUGUCUGAUUGUUUAUGCCAUUGCAGUCGGUAUUUUGUUUGUUGGUAAACUUGUCAUUGUGAUACUAUGGUUUGUAAUGAACGACACGAUUGUGAAUUCACUAAAGUCGGAAUUAAAGUCAGCACUCCUGAACAAAUACAGUCAUGACGAUCUUACCUCUAGUGAAGUAUCAACUUCUUGGAACUACCUUUUCAUUAAGCUCGAGUGUUGUGGAGUUGACGCCGUGACAACAGCAACAAAUGACUUUGACUCAACAUCCUGGCAAACAGGAAGUCCAAACACCGACAUUCCGCUGGGUUGUUGUCCUGGUGUUACCAUAGAGUCCUAUCUGUCGGCAUCUGCAACAAAUGCUGGAUGUCCUUCAAGUUCUGGGUCAGCUCCAGUUGGUCAGUACUCUAAGGGUUGUUAUGAUGCAGUGUAUGACUUGAUCAGAACUUAUACAAUAGCUUUUAUAGUGUGUUUGGUUAUUAUCUUAUUGGUAGAAAUUACCACAAUAGCUAGCGCCCUUAUAAUAUGUAAGCGGGCUAAUAAAGAUCAAAUCGUGUAAUACAAGUUCUUGGAAUCACAGCAGCUAUUUCAUUAUGUAAGAAGACAGAUGGAAAGGGUCUAUCAGAUGAUGCGAGAGCAUGAACAAAUGUCACACAUCUACACUUUCCAUGCGAUAAAAGUACUCAAGUUUAAAUUCUUUAAAGUAUUAUUUCCUGA
Molecule: messenger RNA, 1087 nt
Organism: Mytilus californianus (California mussel)
Lineage: Eukaryota; Metazoa; Mollusca; Bivalvia; Mytilida; Mytilidae
Product: tetraspanin-18-like
Exons: 9
Coding region: 105-929 (274 amino acids)
Cellular component (GO): membrane
Source: RefSeq, a predicted model, not a curated record